AGACAGGGCCGGCGAGGCUCCGUGCCAGCGGUCACACGGUUACACAACCAUCGCGAACUUUCCAGGGUCGCCGCUGCUGCACCUCAUUGACAUUCAGGACGAGGUCCUCCUGCUCCUGGCUUAAGUGCAGCUUUGCUGGGCUUUUGUUCCUUGGUGAAUGGUUGUUGCUGGAGGCCCCGGGCAGCAGUGAGCCCAUCACCCAGAGACCGGCGCCGCCCCAGGAGCAGCCGGGCAGCGAGCACCAGCCGACAGACGGACGAACGGACGGGGCCUGACGCUGGUUCUGUUACCACCCUGAGCAGCUGCAGGCCUCGGAGGAGCCGGCGCCUCCGGGGGAGCGGGGGCCGAAAGGCCUGCGGGCCGGUCAGUGGGCACCUGAGGCCCAGUACCCCACCUGAGUGUAGACGGGCAGGUGGGUUUUGCUGAGAAAGUGGUUUUAGCCCCUUCUCGAGAGAAGUGCUUGUUCUCUUCCUCAGAUUUGCAGCCCUGCGGUUGGAACAAGACUCCUGUCACUGAGAACAACUUAGUGUAGCCGGAGCAUUGUUUGGAGUGAUCUGAGCAGCAGAGUGACGCAGGGCCCCAGGCACUGCCACCGUGGGCACCGAGCUCAGCGUCCGCCCCGGCGCCAUGGCGCGGGAGGAGUCCUGCCGGGAGGAGCCCAGCUACGACCGGAUGGCCACCCUGGAGCGGGGUCGGCCCGACGCGGGGGGCUACGCGGAUGCCAAGCCUGGCGACCUGCAGCUGGCCUCCAGGCUGCCCCCCUGUUUCAGUCACAAGACGUGGGUCUUCUCCGUGCUGAUGGGGGGCUGCCUGCUUGUGACCUCGGGCUUCUCGCUGUACCUGGGAAACGUGUUUCCUUCCGAGAUGGAUUACCUGCGCUGUGCUGCGGGAUCGUGUGUGCCCGCGGCCAUCGUGAGCUUCGCCGUGUCCAGGAGGAACGUCAGUGUGAUCCCCAGUUUCCAGAUGCUGUUUGUGUCCACGUUUGCCGUCACCACCACGUGCCUGAUCUGGUUCGGCUGCAAACUGGUCCUGAACCCGUCGGCCAUAGAUAUAAACUUCAACCUGAUCCUGCUGCUGCUGCUGGAGCUGCUCAUGGCGGCCACGGUGAUCGUCUCCGCGAGGUCCGGCGAGGCGCCAGGCAGGCUCAAGGGCUCCGUCUCUGACAGCAGCAACACGCUGUACGAAGUGACCUUUCCUGUGCGGGUCCUGAAAUCCUACUCGGUCAUCGAGGUGAUUGCUGGCGUCUCUGCAGUCCUGGGUGGGGUCAUCGCCCUGAAUGUGGACGACGCCGUCUCCAGCCCGCACCUCUCGGUGACAUUCUUUUGGAUCUUAGUGGCCUGUUUCCCCAGCGCCAUUGCCAGUCACGUGACAGCAGAGUGUCCCAGCAGGUGUCUGGUGGAGGUGCUGAUGGCCAUCUGCAGCCUCUCGGCGCCGCUGCUGUUCACGGCCGCCGGGUACCUGACCUUCAGUGCGAGGAGGGUCAUGGAGGUGUUUGACGAUCACCCGCCCGCCCUCAAGUCCCACGACGUGCUGCUGCUGCUGCUGAUGCUGGAGCUGCUGCUGCAGGCGGGCCUGCACACGGGCACCGUCAUCCAGUGCGCCAGCUUCAAGGUGGCCGGCCCCCGGGAGCGCCCCGCCGCCCAGGUGGCCCGGAGCCCCCUGAAGGAGUUCGACAAGGAGAAAGCCUGGCGAGCCGUGGUGGUGCAGAUGGCCCAGUGACGCGUGGCCCCGCCCACGGCCCCGCCCAGAUGCUAGCCCCCCCCCCCAACCCGAGCUGCUACCUUCUA
Molecule: messenger RNA, 1787 nt
Organism: Phyllostomus discolor (pale spear-nosed bat)
Lineage: Eukaryota; Metazoa; Chordata; Mammalia; Chiroptera; Phyllostomidae
Gene: MLC1
Product: modulator of VRAC current 1
Biological process (GO): regulation of response to osmotic stress
Cellular component (GO): cytoplasmic vesicle; plasma membrane; endoplasmic reticulum
Source: RefSeq, a predicted model, not a curated record